This is a messenger RNA of Rhagoletis zephyria (snowberry fruit fly), 2997 nucleotides long. The record is from RefSeq and is a predicted model, not a curated record. NCBI's taxonomy places the organism in Eukaryota, Metazoa, Arthropoda, Insecta, Diptera, Tephritidae.
AUGGUCAAGGAGUACCUGCCCGAGUCGAAGCUGGAGAAUGAGACCGCCAAUGAGAUCAAGUUCACCAUUGCCCCGGAGGACACCACCCACCUGCCCCGGUUCUUCGACCGCCUCGAGGCGAACAAGGAGGCGCUGGGCGUGUACAGCUGCGGCGUCAAUGUCGCCUCCAUGGACGACGUCUUUCUGCGGGUGAUUGAGCUGGAGAAUACGAAGGCCAAGUCGCUGGAGGCCGCUCAGGCCUCUCUGCACGCCGACAUGGCCACGCUGGCCGUGGCGAGGACCAGCCGUGCCAACUCCAUUGCCUCCAUUUACAUGGAGGACAAGAACGGUGGAGCGAAUAACAACAACAACAACAAUGGCGAGAAACCUCGCCGCCCCUCACAGUACCUCAAACCGCCCAACCACCUGGACGUCUACAAUAACAAUGCAACUAGUGGAAACGGUGGUGGCAAGAACGGCAACGCCUUCCACAACUCCUACUACAAUGGCGGAGAGAAGGGCGGCUAUGAGGACGGAAAGCUGCACGACAGCAAAAAACUGGGUCCGGGCCGGGCGCUGACGAUGCUCAAACUGAAGGCGCUGCUCGCCAAGCGAGGCCACGACAUCAAGCGGAACACCAAGACGGUGGUGCCCAUCCUCGGCAUCGCCAUCGGUUGCAUUUUCGCCAUCCUCGGCCUCAUUGAGACGACGGUGAACAGCACCGACCGCCUCCCAAAUUGGAGCAUGGACCUGGACGCCUACACCGCCGGCUACGGACCGGAAGGCCUGCGGGCCAUCUACUUCGACUACGAGCGCAACGCCAGCGAGAGCUUCCGCAGCUACUACGUCCGCGAGGCGGCCUCCGACCACUUUCGCACCUUCAUGCUCGACGACACGCGAGCGCUGGCCAACAUUCUCGGCAUUCGCUCCACCGUGAAGAGCAAGUGGAGCGGCGGCGCCGCCCUCAACGCCGCCUCCGCCUCGCAAUUUUCGCCCUCGGCGACGAUACCGGCUCGAAAUUCAUCUCAAGCAAACGACCGCCUGCUGGACAUUAGCAUCAAGGACCUGAACGCCUACCGAGAGCGGUGGCUGGUGGGCGCCUCCAUUGAGAAGUACCGCUCGAGGACGCUUUACCUAGCCUGGUACAACGGCGAGGCGCACCACUCCCUGCCCCUUUCCGUGAACUACCUCUACAAUGCCCUGCUGAAGAAGAUGAUCGCCCUCUCCAACCACAGUUCCAGCCUGGUGGUGGGCGGAUCGAAUGGCGGCACCGGCACGCCGCUCACUGCCGACAACUUCAGCAUCUCCCUCUCGCAGGUCACCUUUGAGCACUUUAACCCGCAUUCCGCCUUUCUGCCCUUCUUCGGCCGCGUCUACAACGGCAUCUUCUUUCCCUUUUCCGUCUCCUUCAUUGCCGCCUUCUACGUGCUCUUUCCCACGCACGAGAGGAUCUCUAAGGCAAAACUGCUCCAGCUGAUGACCGGUCUCUCCACCCGUCUCUACUGGCUGUCCAACUUUAUCUUCGACUACACCAUCUACUUCACCUACUUCGUCACCAUGUUCACGCUGAUUCUCAUCUGGGACCGAAGCUUCGACUACGGCCUCUACUUUUCCAAUCCUCUUUCCACGGUGGCCUUCAUCUCGCUCUUUCUCUCCUUUGGCCUGGCGGCCAUUCCCUUCGCCUACUGCGCCUCGCUCAUCUUCCGCAAGCCGUCCACCGCCUUCGGCAUUCUCUGCCUCCUCUCAGUAAUCACCGGCAUCGGCAUGGGCGUCAUUGCGACCUUCUUCGAGACGAUGCUCGAGGAGAAGCUCAGUCAGGAGGUGCGGGCGCUCUUCUACGUCGGCAUGUGGUUCACACGACUCUCCCCGGUGGUGUCGUUGAUCCUCGGCACGCAGAAGCUCUUUACCCUCGACUCGACCCGACUGAUCUGCGCCCAGUUUCAACAGUCGCUGCGGGCAAUUCUCUGCGGCAUCUACGCCGCCAGCCAGCGGACCAACCCCGAGCUGGAGGAGCUGAAGAUUCUCAAGCCGGAGCGGUGCUGUGAUGAGGUCUGCGGCAACGAGUGCAUCUUCCAGCACCCUUUCUUCUGGUUCAACUGGCUCGGCGUGAACGACGAGAUCUUCAUGCUCCUCUUUGACGCCGUCCUCUACUGGUGCCUCCUGGCGCUGCUCGAUAACAAGAAGAUCCGCGAGGCGGUGACCAAGCGCUUUCGGGCAGUCACCGGGCGGGCCCGGGACGCCGUCCGCUCCCGCUCCUCGAAGACCUUCAAGCUGGAGCGCAUGGGCGGCAGCAGCUUCAUCGACAAGGACGUUCUGGAGGAACGGGCUCGGGCGGAGAAGAUUCUCGCCUCGAAGAAGACCAGCCACGAGGCGAUUGUAGUGCACAACCUCUCCAAGAUCUACCCCAAUGGCAACUUCAAGGCGGUGGACCAGCUGUGCUUCGCCGUCGCCAAGGAGCAGUUCUUCGGCCUGCUGGGCAUCAAUGGAGCUGGCAAAACGACCACUUUCCGAAUGUUGACUGGUGAUCUCUCGACAACACGAGGCAACGCCUAUGCAGGCGACUACGAUCUGAUUUCUCAAACGCAAGACUAUCAGACUCAAAUAGGCUACUGUCCACAAUUCGACCCGCUACUACCGUCACUUAACUCAUUUGAAACACUACAAUUGUUCGGGCGCCUGCGUGGUAUUCCCGACAAUGCUAUCAAUCUGGAAGUGAAUAGGAUGAUUAAAAAGGUUGACCUUCAAAUGCACGCCAGCCGAAUGUGUCGCAACUAUUCGGGUGGAAAUAAGCGGAAGUUGUCAUUAGCUAUGGCACUCAUUGGCUCGCCGCCCGUGGUGCUGCUGGACGAGCCGACGUCAGGCGUCGACCCAGUGGCCAGGCGGAAGAUGUGGGUCGCCAUCUCUGACAUUCAGUACGGCUCAGGGUCGUCCAUUAUUCUAAGCUCUCAUUCUAUGGACGAAUGCGAGGCACUGUGUGAUCGCAUUGCCAUCAUGGCCGCCGGCCACUUUGAGUGCAUC